GCCUCACUGAGGCCAUUUGAGCAUCUGUUGCAACCUCCAAAAUGGCCACCACGCUGAUCUUUGCAGGCCGAACAGGCCUGAAAAUCAGCCCGGGAAGGCUGCGGUGCUGAAUUAAGAGGCCAGUGAGUGGAGGGGGAAUGAUCUACCACUUUUCACCCUCCAAGAUGCUGGCAUUCGUUCUUUUGCCUCUCCUCUCUGCUGGAGUGUCAGUUAGUCCAGACCAGGUGAGGUUCUCUUCUUACUCGGGGGAAUAUGGUGGCAGCAGUGGCCAACAUUUUGACCAAUCGCAGAACCAGCUGGACGGCCCCAUAACAGCUCUGAGGAUAGCAGCAAAUGACAAGUAUAUCGUAAGCAUCCAGGUUUGCUAUGGUGACUCGUGGUCCAAUACCGAAGGGAGCUUGACGGGCAGCCCGUCUGAAGUGCAGCUCUUCCCUGGAGAGGGAUUUGUGCAGGUCCUGGGCCGUUUCACAGGCUACGUGGAGUAUCUCGCCUUCCGUACCAACUUGGGCCGCCUCUUCGCCUUUGGGCCUGGCUUCAGUUCGGGGACAACCUUCAAUGCGGAGCCUUUGUUCCCACAAACAGUUCUGCGUUUCAUCAGUGGCCGUUCGGGGUCUUUGGUGGACGCCAUUGGGUUCCAUUGGGACAAGCAACCAUGAAAUGGAGGGCGGAAUCCUUCCACAUGCGCACUCAUACCAAACAACCCAUAUACAGAGGUGUGACCGUCAAGGAGUAUUCACUCCCCAGAAAUCAAUAAAAUGAGCAAGAGUU
Molecule: messenger RNA, 768 nt
Organism: Hemicordylus capensis (graceful crag lizard)
Lineage: Eukaryota; Metazoa; Chordata; Lepidosauria; Squamata; Cordylidae
Product: zymogen granule membrane protein 16-like
Exons: 4
Coding region: 138-656 (172 amino acids)
Source: RefSeq, a predicted model, not a curated record